Molecule: messenger RNA, 1139 nt
Organism: Eremomyces bilateralis CBS 781.70
Lineage: Eukaryota; Fungi; Ascomycota; Dothideomycetes; Eremomycetales; Eremomycetaceae
Exons: 2
Coding region: 261-1043 (260 amino acids)
Source: RefSeq, a predicted model, not a curated record
UCACGAUACAAAACGAAGCUGAAGGAGGUAAAAGGAGGAGUGAUCACGUGAUAGCGCUCCGAGUGCGUGAAGCCCGAGAUCCUCCUCGCGUCGCAUCGUUGGUAUCAUCAGGAUAACAAACACACCAACACCAACACCGAUGACCAAACGUACUUACCAAGCCCAAUUUGAGCUUCCGUGAAGCGCAGUCCCACAGCCAAAACCCAUCAUGGUCUUAUGGCGCCGCUUUUCGAACCCCUACUCAUCGCGCUCGUUAGGACAUGACGGCACCGCGUGGUUCGUCAUGUCCGCUUUACCCAGCUUAUUGCUUUCGUGAUUCUCCCACACAUUUUUCUUGGGUCAAGUUGUCUGUUGCGGACAUCCAUCAUCUCCGCGCCGUGUCCGGUUUUCAAGACCAAGCGGUAUAUUUCUACAACAACCACCCUGUUCAAUUCGUCCGCGUCGUCGGCCUGGUCGUUGCGAUUAGCGACCCUGCGCCGAACCUCCUCCUGCUAACGAUUGACGAUGGAUCUGGUGCAACGAUUGAGGUGAAGAUCCCUAACCGGAUUCCUGCCACCGCAAUCGGCGAGCCGAAUGAUUUGGAGAAUGUGAUGGUCGAACGUCCCCAGAUGGGUGUCCCUCGCAUUACGGUCGACUCGGUAGAACUGGAUAUUGGUACGGUCGUCAAGGUUAAAUGCACUAUCGAUUGUUUUCGGCGUGUCAGGCAGUUGAUAUUGAAACGAAUGAGCAUUAUUGGAACUACGGCGGAGGAAGUUGCCGCCUGGGAUGAAAUGUGUCUAUACCGAUCCCAAGUACUCGAUCAACCAUGGGUUGUCUCUUCUGAGCGACAAGCGAAGUUGGAACGUCGAGCUCGACACAAAGAACGACAACGGAUUCGGGAGCAGCUCCAGAAUCGAGGUCAAAGGAACCCACUGGCCCCACGAGCUACAAACGGCUCCCUUGGCAAGAAGAGACCAGGUGAAACGACAUACGAUGCUAGCCAGGAGAAGGAAUGGAACCGUAUGGAGGAAGCGGCGCAGUUGAAUCAAGGCGCGCUAAUAUGAGAUUGAGACCAGGGCAGAUUCUUUGGGGACUUGGAAGGUGGCAACUGGAUGUAUGUUAUUAUAGUCUAAUGGGUUCAAGCCUUUUAAGGAUGCAAU